Molecule: messenger RNA, 1945 nt
Organism: Diachasmimorpha longicaudata
Lineage: Eukaryota; Metazoa; Arthropoda; Insecta; Hymenoptera; Braconidae
Exons: 2
Coding region: 148-579 (143 amino acids)
Source: RefSeq, a predicted model, not a curated record
CCGGCAAGUGUGUGAGUCACCUACGGUAAUGUCAUUGUAUCAAUUCAAUGUGUUAUUAACGGAUUUUGUGAUAAAGGAAUAGAUAAAUCGAAUUGCUCUCCAUUUUUAUAUCGCAUCACACCGAAUCACCCGGCGUUGAGUGAAAAAAUGGGGUUGAAGUGGUUUCGUGCGCGAAUGUCUCUGGACGAGCCGAGAACGUUGCACCCAACGGGUGUGCCAGGUUUCUAUCGAACAAUAUCGAAUUUCGAUGCUAGUGUCUGGCCUCCACCACCCACGAUGGUGCAGAAGCCCAGAUCAGUUGCCAAACCUGUCUCACCACCCCACGUCCCGGCUCUCCAGUCCCCGCCCCGGCCACCAACUGUCAGCCCUGGUGAUUUCUCUUCUGAGUACAAACGAGACAGUGGGCUCAGUGAAGGGGAGUUCGAGGGUGAGACCUUCAAACUACCCAGAGCAUCGGUGGAUAUUCUCAGAGAGAGGCAAACUGAGGAUGUUAAGAGGGCUGGGAUCAAGAAGAAGAAGGGAAUCGCACCGAAGCCGAACGAAUCGAUGGGACAUUCUGAUGCUGAAGUCGUGAUUUAAUUGAAAUUACUCCAAUCGACAGACUCGUGGAAAUUGAUUGGGCAAGAAUGCUGAGGUUUUGUUGUUAAUGAAUUGAAAUUUGGUGAUAGGGAAUUCGAUAUCGAAAUCUAGAGGGAAGUGAUAAGAUGAGAUAAGGAAAAAUUCGGGUGUAGAUAAUUUUGCAUGAAGUCUCGUAAAUUUAUCGCUUGAUAGUCCGAAUUUUCAAUUUUCGAGUUUUUGGAAUGUUUCAGUGCUUUGUAAUUUCGUUGUAAAUUCAAAUUGUAACAUAAAAAACGUAAUCAUAUUAGCAAUAUUAAUUGUAGGUUAAUUAUUCGUUCGAAAAAUCGUUCCUGGACAUAAGCAUUUUUUUCUCACUGUGUGAACUGUAAAAUAAUAAUAAAUUUACCUACCUUGUAACUUUUGCGAGGGGAAAAUGAAUACAGAGUUUCUGAUAGAAUUCGCAGAACUCUUUGUAGGACCUGAAGAGAUAUGUCGGGUCAGCCUGCCCCUUCCUCUGAAUCCUCAAUAUGUACAUAUAAUAUUUCUCUGGGUCGUAUCUCUUUUGAUAGCCGUGCACUUGGACGCUUGUCAACUGUCCUUCCUGUUGCAUUCUGAUAAGCAAAAAACGCUCAAAUGAAUGCAAGUGAGGAAAAAUUAAUACGCAAAUUAAAGCACUGUAAAUGGACCAUUUUCUGUGACUUCUCAUUUCAAACAAUUUCGAACUGUUAGUCCUACAAUUUAGUCCGGAAAUCACUGAUUGAGACUUACGUAUAUGUUCUUGGAACGAAUGACAGCAGUUCCCCGUCAUUUUGGUCCCCAGUGAACCUCAACUGCGCCAAAUUAUGUAGAAAAAAGUUGAACUGUGUGAACCAGCUCUUGAGAGAGCUCUCAAUCAUCCUGGCGAAUGUAGCAGCAGCUUCGGGAUUCGUCUGCCCAGGGAGCAGAGCCUUCUGCACGUAACUGACAGCGUCCAUAGUCACUCCAGGAAUCCCGGAGGAGGUCAUCUGCGGAGGAUUCGUGUAUUCAUUCAUCCUGAGGCUAUUGACAGCCUCCUUAACUUCAAUAUCACUCAAUUUUCUCUCAAUACAAAUUUUAUUUGCACGGGAAUUUUCAAUCAUCUUAUCCUUCAGCAAGUUCUCCAUUUCCUCAAUAUUUCCUCAACGGGUUUAUUUAAUAGGUUAUGCGUUUAAUGAGUUAUAAUAAUUAUUUAAGGGUGUUAUUUAUGCUUAUGGACUUAAUGGACCCGUUUAUUUUGAUGGAUUUAAUGGAUUCGUUAGGCGUUUCAUUCCAAGAACAAAUUAUUUUGCUCUGCGUCGUUGAAUGAGGUUAUGUUUGGAAGAGUGAGAAAUCUGGUGCUUUCCUCGGUCACUUCGAGUUAAAACUAAUU